UCCUCUGGAACAACCUAGAAACUAUUUCAUGUCUGGGACAAAGAAGCUGAUAGACUUGUGGAGACGGUUCUUAGGAAACCACCAACUUUGUGUGCUUUUUGUGUCAGAGAAUCAGAGAGUCAGAAAACAACACCGAAAAGAGUAUCUAGGAGGUAGGAUUCAAAUGCCCUGAGAUAUGGGCAGAGAUAAGCUUCCUGCACUUCAGAGACUUCUGACUCUGAAGUGCUUUGAUUGGCAGGAAAGCAGAUGGGGAAGAAAAGACAAAGUAAACAAUUUCAAGUUUUUUGUGUGUAGUUUCAGUUCAGAGUUAGAACAUUCACAGUGAAAGUAUAUCCUUUCAGACUGUAGAAGCUUAGGUGGGGCAAAGAGAAGGACAGAAGUAUAUCUGAGUUGGGAAUGAGUCUGAGAAGCUAAAACGGUAAAGAUGCUUCCAGAAGCAGGGACACUUCUUGACUGGUUUUAAUCCUCCUUAGUGAAAUAUUAGUGAUUUACUUCAGCUCCAACCUGAGGGAGCUCUGGUGGAGAGGGCAUAGGACGAACGCCCCCAGCUGCUCCCAAGAUGCAAACUAGGGGAUGAGCACAGCCGGGGAGAUGGCCUUGACCAAAAGGGGGUGAGGCCAAGAGGCCAUGGUAAACAGGAAGCCCUUAACCAAGACACAUACCGGGAAAGAAGAGUCAGAGCGAGCAGGGCGCUCACAUCUCAAGAUAAAGAAGACACUGCUGAUAGGAUCUGAGAGGAAGGAAACAGUGCAUCGUGCUGGGGCUCUCAAUGUGACAUUAUAAAUUGUCUUUCUGUAGACUGGCCUCCCAAACAGGUUCCAGAGAUGGAUUACCUUACUUUCCUCUUGGCUAUUCUUUAUGUAUACAAAGCUGGAUGUGAACAGAUAUUUUGGGACACAACUGUUAAACUUGCUAAGAAUAUGGCCCUAGAAUGUGUGUAUCCAUCAAAGGACACUUUAACCCAGAUGGAGUGGUUCAAGAUCAAGACACUGGAGAGAGAGUCCAUAGCCAUUUUCAACCCUACUUACCGUGUGAUCAUAAGAGAGCCGUACGUUGAUAGGGUUUACUUUUCCAAUUCAACCACGGCCUCUAACGAUAUGACCUUGUCCUUCCAUAAUGCCUCUGAGGUGGACAUUGGCUUCUAUUCCUGCUUUCUUCAUACUUUCCCACAUGGAACCUGGGAAAAGGUGAUACAGGUGGUUCCAUCAGACGGUUUUGAGACAGCUGUGCCAUCAAAUAGCCAGACAGUCUCAGAACCUGGAAAAAAUGUCACACUCACCUGCCAGCCUCAAGCGAAAUGGCUGUUACAAGAAGUUACAUGGGAGAAGAUCCAGCCCCAUCAGAUUGACCUCUUAACUAGCUGCAACUUGUCCCAAGGAAGAAGUUACACUUCAAAGUACCCAAGACAGAUACUGAGCAACUGUACCCAGGGAAUGAGGAGGGCCUUCAUCACCAUGCCCCACAUUAGGACCUCUGACUCAGGACUCUACCGCUGUGGCUUCAAAGCCAGCACAGGAGAAACUGAAACCUUCGCGAUGAAACUGAUCGUAACCGAUGGUAAAACCAAUAACCAGUCCAUCCUCUUCGUGGCCUCAGGGACAGCUUUGUUGUUGCUGUUGAUUAUCCUAAUUACCACCGUCAUUGCCAUUCCUUAUAAGAGAAGGAGAAGGAGACAGAAAAGAGGCCUAUUUAAAGAGUACUGGGACACACAGAAUAGGGCAACCAACAACUACAGAAGUCCUGUCCCUGCCAAUCAACCUUCAGAUGGUGCAGGAGAGGAUAUUUAUGUCAACUACCCAACCUUCUCUCGUAGACCAAAGACUAGAGUCUAAGCUUUUCCCUUAAUCUGAGCAUAUUAAUGAUGACUGUUAUGCACAUGGAUCUUUAUACCAUUUCUUCCCACUAUUUAGUGUCUACCUUGGAUACUAGUUGACCAAAUUUAUUUCAUUUGACAGGAAAAAUACUGCCUUAACUAGAGAGCAUUCUUAACAGAAAUGUUUUAGAAAACCUGACUCUAAUUAGCUUACACAUAAGAGGAAACUUAUUGAAUCCUGUAAUGGAACAAUGAAGGGGAGAUCAAGCUUCAGGCAAGGGUUAUUUACCAGGGCUUAAAUAUCAUGUCUAGAAUUAAGUACGGAUAUAAGACAGUUUCUGUGUGCCCUUUCACAGUGCUGGAUCCACUUCCUUGGUGUUAGCCUAACUCUCAUUCAGGCUUUACCCUUGUGUUUCCAAGAUGACUGCCAACAACUCCUGGCAAUUCAUAAUCCUUGUUUCUGUCUGGUAAAGAGUUUGCUCUGAUAGAGCAAACACAUUUGGUUACUUGUCCAUCAUAAAACAGUCAUUAUGACCAGAAAGGACGAAAUGGCUUAAGUCAGUUAAGGGCUCACCUCUAGAGCUAGGUAGGAGGGGGACCAAAGCACACUACUGGGAAAUUCAGAGUUUUAUUAGAAGAAGUAAAGGGGAGCCUGGAAGAUGGGCUGGUUGCCAACAAAUGCGGACUCUAAUGACCUUCCAAGACAUCUUCUGUUAGCCAGCUAAAAAGAGUAGGAGGGCAGGUCUAGGUUAGCUCUCUCCCUCUUCCCACUUCUAGAACCUACUCUGCCAGCUUGGUCCAAAAGAGUACUUGGCAGUAGAAUGACUAAAUGGUCAAGAGGAAGAUAAAUGUGGCAGGGAAAUCUCUUCCUUUGCUACUCUCAAAUAAAUUCAUUUCUGACUUCAUAUAGAAUUUCACUAUCCCUGGUUUAGCCUUAUGAGCAAGAGUAGUAGAUGAUCCAACAAUAACUUAAUUUUUUUAUAUUGAAGUUGUUAUACUUUUGAGAAUUAUUAUUAUUAUUUUAUUUUUUUUAUUUUUUUGCGGUACG
This is a messenger RNA of Aethalodelphis obliquidens (Pacific white-sided dolphin), 2861 nucleotides long. It is a transcript of the gene CD226, whose product is annotated as CD226 molecule. Gene Ontology annotation, molecular function: cell adhesion molecule binding. Bases 825 to 1832 code for a protein of 335 amino acids. The record is from RefSeq and is a predicted model, not a curated record. The transcript has 7 exons. Gene Ontology annotation, cellular component: external side of plasma membrane. Lineage: Eukaryota; Metazoa; Chordata; Mammalia; Artiodactyla; Delphinidae. Gene Ontology annotation, biological process: positive regulation of immunoglobulin mediated immune response; cytokine production; positive regulation of natural killer cell cytokine production.